Molecule: messenger RNA, 1149 nt
Organism: Sungouiella intermedia
Lineage: Eukaryota; Fungi; Ascomycota; Pichiomycetes; Serinales; Metschnikowiaceae
Source: the annotation of a GenBank genome assembly
AUGAUCCCCAGAAAGAUCCCAGGAAACUUGAAUGGUCGGUUUAUCAGAUCUUUUGCUACCCUUGAGAAUGCCAAAAAGACCAGAAGAAGAAGAACGGUGUUCACUGAUGAAUUGAACAAGGGCCCAUCCUUCGAUGACUUUGUUUCGGGUAAAGCAGCAGAUGUAUUCGUCGAUCCCUUAGAAGCAGCUCGUAAAGAUCCGGAGCUGAAGCUUCCAAAAUGGUUAAAAGUUCCUAUUCCGAAAGGAAAAUCUUUUCAUAACGUUAAGAAAGAUGUACGUGAGCUCAAGCUAGCCACCGUGUGUGAAGAGGCCAAAUGUCCCAAUAUUGGCGAAUGUUGGGGUGGAAAGAAGUCAGAAGCUACCGCAACAAUUAUGUUGUUGGGAGAUACGUGUACUAGAGGCUGUAGAUUCUGCUCGGUGAAAACCAACAGGAACCCAGCCAAACCGGAUCCUUUGGAGCCGGAAAACACAGCAGAAGCUAUCCUGAGAUGGGGCUUGGGCUAUGUCGUAUUGACCACAGUAGACAGAGAUGACUUGGUUGAUGGUGGUGCAAACCACUUGGCAGAAACUGUUCGUAGGAUUAAGCAGAAAGCACCCCAAAUCUUAGUGGAAGUUUUGGGAGGUGACUUCAGGGGUGAUUUGAACAGCUGUGAGAUCUUGGCAAUGUCUGGUUUAGAUGUGUAUGCUCACAAUUUGGAAACUGUUGAAGCGUUGACUCCUCAUGUGAGAGAUCGGAGAGCCACUUACAGACAAUCAUUAUCAAUUCUUCAGAAAGCAAAGCAAACCAAUUCAUCUCUAGUUACCAAAACCUCAUUAAUGCUUGGUUUUGGAGAAACUGAUGCACAAAUUAUGCAAACCUUGAGGGAUUUGCGUGAAAUUAAGUGUGAUGUCGUCACAUUUGGUCAAUACAUGAGACCAACCAAGAGACAUAUGAAAGUUGUUGAAUACGUGAAACCAGAAAAAUUCGACUACUGGAGAGAUAUCGCUCUAGAAAUGGGAUUCUUGUACGUCGCAAGUGGUCCCUUGGUGAGAUCUUCUUAUAAAGCCGGAGAAGCUUUCAUUGAAAAUGUUUUGCGGAAAAGAAAGCACAAUGUUGGCGAGGUUGCUCGUUUGGAGCAGGUUAACAACAAGGAGAUCUCUCAGGUGUGA